CAGAAGAACAACCCCUAGUAACCGGGAGCACUGGCAGCAGCAGCAGCAGUACGGGGAACAAAGAGUAGGCGGAAAAGGAGGAGGCCAUGGAAGCGUAAGCGCCGGGGAGAUUAGAUAGAGAGACGCGCGGAUCAAACGCGACGCGCGCGCCCCACUCGAUUUCCCUUCGCGUCGAUCGGAAACCCUCGCUGCCUCCCCCUCGAUUCCUCCCACUCUCCCUCCCCGUGGGGAGGAGGAGGUCGAGCUCGUGAUCCUCCCGCCCGAUCCGGAUCGAGCCGGAGCAGGCAGGCGCCACAGAUCCCCCCCACUCCAGUGGCGAGAGUGGAGGCUCGCUACUCAAGGAAAUUCAGUAUCGGACCAGUGAUCAGUUAGAGAAUACGGGUGUGAGAAGCCUGACCUGAUCGUUUGGGCUGCAUUUGUGGAGAAUGUCAGAGAGCAAUAUUGAUGGCAUAGAGAUAUCAGUCAGUAAUGACGAUAGGAGGGACAGAGCAGAUGCUGAGAACUCAGAGGAUGAGCCAAGGCACAGGAGGAUGCGGUCACUGAGGAAGAAGGCGCUGCACGCAUCAACGAGGCUAACACAUUCGCUGAAGAAGAGGGGAAAGAGGAAAGUAGACUGCAGAGUGCCGCACAUAGCGAUAGAAGAUGUCAGGGAUGCAGAGGAGGAGCAGGCAGUCAGCUCGUUCCGGGAGGUUUUGUUUGCCAGGAAUCUAUUGCCCGAGAGGCAUGAUGAUUACCAUAUGAUGCUUAGAUUUUUGAAAGCUAGGAAGUUUGACUUUGAAAAGGCAUCACAAAUGUGGGAAGAGAUGCUGCAGUGGAGGAAGGGGUUUGGGGCAGACACGAUUUUGGAAGAUUUUCAAUUUCAUGAGCUAGAGGAGGUACUGCAAUAUUAUCCUCAGGGUUAUCAUGGGGUUGACAAGGAAGGAAGGCCUGUCUAUAUCGAGUUGCUUGGGAAAGUUGAGCCCAAUAAGCUUCUGCAAACCACAACAAUGGAACGAUAUCUUCAGUAUCAUGUACAAGAGUUUGAGAGAGCAUUCCGUGAGAAGUUUCCUGCCUGUUCAAUUGCUGCUAAAAAGCAUGUAGAUACAACAACCACAAUAUUGGAUGUCCAUGGUGUGGGCUGGAAGAACUUUGGCAAGGUUGCAAGGGAUUUGGUUCGCUGUAUGCAAAAAAUAGAUGGUGAUUAUUAUCCUGAGACACUACAUCAAAUGUUCAUUGUAAAUGCUGGAACUGGUUUCAAACUGAUCUGGAGCACUGUGAAGGGACUUCUUGACCCUAAAACAUCAUCUAAAAUCCAUGUUCUAGGAGCAAAAUUCCAAAGCAGACUUCUUGAAGCUAUCGACGCAAGCCAAUUACCAGAGUUUUUUGGCGGUUUGUGCACGUGCUCUCACCAGGGAGGAUGCCUGAGGUCCAACAAAGGCCCUUGGAGUGAUCCUUUAAUUAUGAAGAUUGUACAUAGCAUGGAAUCAUCUGCACUGAGGGAAGUUGUGCAAGUAUCUGAUAUGGAAGAAACACUUACAGGCUCUGUAAGAUUGCGUGCACUCAAGUUACCAGAAAGAAUUAGUGAUACAUCAAAUGCUGAAUCAGGUUCAGAUGUUGAUGAUCUUGGAUCCCCAAUAGCGCCUGCAGAUAUCGAAUAUCAUAGUUUGGCUCCAGUCCGCGAGGAAGCCAGGGAAUCAGGAUCAACAACAUGCAACCGUUCUGAUGACCGGCCUCUUUUGGUGGAUAAAGCUGUUGAGUCCAAUAAAAGAUAUAACCUUGCUGGAAAUGUGUUAAGGCAGUACAACACACGACAAAAUUCAUCAACGAACAGAGUUUCACCUGAGCCAGCAGGUCCCGCCCCGAACGACCGUGAAGGCAUUGCAGAUGAUGGGAUUUUGAAAUAUUUUUCAAGAAAAAUUCUUGCUGUAAUUCUGAAAAUACUCUCUCUUUUGCGCUUUUUCACCCGCCGUCGGCAACAGUUGGAAAACGUUCAUCCACAUACUCCAACUGUAUCCGGUAGUAAUCAGGCAGAUCUUCAGGUAGUUAAGGAAGACCGUGUAAAUCCGUGUCUUGAGCGUCUUGAAAGACUUGAGUCAAUGUGUAAUCAACUCAGCAGAAAACCUCCAGAGAUCCCACAGGACAAGGAUCGUGCUAUACAGGAUUCUUUUGAUAGGAUAAAAUCCAUUGAAUUUGAUCUGGAGAAGACAAAGAAGGUAUUGCAUGCAACAGUGAUCAAACAAAUGCAGAUGGCUGAGACAUUGGAAGCUGUGAAGGACUCUGAUCUUAGGAGAAGGAAAUUUUGUACAUAAUAAACUUAGCAGCAAUGUACAGGAACAAGAAAAAAGAGAUGUUACUUACCAAUGUCUGCUCUCGAACAGAAGACUGAACAGCAUUGCUCUGUAUAUGGCUACCCUGUCUCGCAUCUCUCCUUUUGGUUUAUCAGAGAGAUGAGCGAAGCUUAGUGUUAAUAAAAAGGAUAGAUAGUUGGUGACCCAAGGAAAACUGAGGGGACGGUCAAGAAUAGCUUCCUGGAAGAUGAACAUAGCCCGGCUUAUAGAGCAAAAGAAUUUCAAAGAGGAACUCCAAUACACACCUAAUGUCUUGUCUAUGUGUCUGAUAUGCUCCUUUGAGCCUCCUGACAUGUUGUAUGCAUGCCAUGCUCUUGUGCAUUUUCUUCAGAACAGUUGAGGCUUGACUCAUAAUUCACACCAUUCUUUGGUUAGUAACUUUUAGUAUCUUCAAUAACAUGUACCAGCUUCUCCCCUUCA
Molecule: messenger RNA, 2747 nt
Organism: Brachypodium distachyon (stiff brome)
Lineage: Eukaryota; Viridiplantae; Streptophyta; Magnoliopsida; Poales; Poaceae
Product: phosphatidylinositol/phosphatidylcholine transfer protein SFH13
Exons: 15
Coding region: 426-2288 (620 amino acids)
Source: RefSeq, a predicted model, not a curated record